Molecule: messenger RNA, 3345 nt
Organism: Seriola aureovittata
Lineage: Eukaryota; Metazoa; Chordata; Actinopteri; Carangiformes; Carangidae
Gene: heatr3
Product: HEAT repeat containing 3
Exons: 15
Coding region: 158-2194 (678 amino acids)
Biological process (GO): protein import into nucleus; ribosomal large subunit biogenesis
Source: RefSeq, a predicted model, not a curated record
GCACUUUACGGCAAGAAGCAAUCUUCCACAUGGCCUCCUCCAACCAGGCUGGACCCGGACUGUAUGUUUGAGGUUUAGUAGCUAAGCAUUAGUGAACGGGAGAAAAAGGACAUAAGAACACGCUGCAUGUGCCGGCUGCACUUCAAUAAAAAUUGAAAUGGGUAAAAGUAGAACCACUAAAUUUAGACGUCCGCAGUUCAACGCUGUUGGACUGCCGGUGAACGCUGUGAAGGAAGCGGAGCCUGAGGAAGAUGAGUACGGUGAUGACGACUGUCCAGCUGCGGAGUUGUUGGAGAAAUUGCAGAGUCCGAGUGCAGAUGUGCGGGAGUUUGCAUGUGCCAGCAUUUCUCGCGUGGUGCAGCAGAGCCAGACCAUCCCUGGUUUCCUUCAGAGGGAUGCUGUGAGGCGCCUCGGGCCCAUGGUGCUGGACAGUAGCCUGGCUGUCAGGGAGACGGCCACAGGAGCACUCAGGAAUCUGAGUGCAUGUGGAGGUCAGGAGGUGUGUGAGGACAUGGUGAAGCACGACGUUAUGACUCCUCUGACAGCACUGCUUAGAGAGUGCUGUGCUGGUUUUGAGAGCGCUGACAUGCAGAUCAAAGACCAGAAGAACGCAGUGGAGGAUGUAGCCAAUGAGGCUGUGAACUUACUCUGGAAUCUAUGUGAGAGCAGCAGCCAGGCGCUGUCUGUCUUCAACAAAGCAGGUCUCCUGGAUCUGGUCGUCCAGUGUUUGGAAAGACACCCACACAAUGAGGAACUGGCCAUAUCUGCUGCCCACUGUUUGCACACUGUGACUGAGGAUAACCCGGAGCUGCUGUGUAGCAUGAACACUGCUGUGCUUGGCGCCCUGGAGAACGUGUUGCUGACAUCUCAGCCAGGCAUGGCACACACUCUCCUCAGGACUUUAGCUGCAGGGACACUGUGGAAUCUGAAGGGCAGCCUGCCUGCUGCCCGUCAGGCCCAGACUCUCAAUGCUGUGGUGGCCACCUUGUCACAGUGCCUGGCUCUGGACGCAGGCACACUCAUACCUGAGCUCAGACAAGCAGAAGAGGUUCGUCACAGAAAUGCACCGGCUGUGAAAGACAUAGAAGACCAGGCUGCAGGUGAGCUCGCUGUGGAGGAGAUGGACGAGGAGGAGGAAGCACCUAAACAGAAGAGGAAUGGAAAAGUUGCGAAGGUUGAUAACGACUUCUCCGACCUCCUGCCUAGGGGCAAGGAGGAGCUGAGGGAGGCAACGGCCUUGCUGACAGCCCAGCAAACGUCUUUAGAGAUCAUCGUCAACAUGUGCUGUUCUGACGAUCCCUCUGAUGACGAGUGGGAGGAUGAGUCGAGCAGCGAUGAAAGCGACAUGGGUCCUGAUGGUCUUUGCGAUGGAGUGUCCAAUCUUAUGUCUCCGCUGUGUUUGUCAGCUGAGGUUCAUGAGGCCUUAAUCAACCACAGCAUCUCUGAAAAGGUCCUCAAAAAGACUGAGUUCCCCAAAACAGAAGCCAUGGAUGUUUGCCACCAGAAUCCCUCCUGGAGAGGCCUGAUAAAAAAGAUGCAGCGCGUACAAUACCGGGCUCUGACGUGCCUCCACAGCAUACUCUCCGCCAUGGACGCAGAGUCUCUGGGAGGACCAGCAGCCCUGCAGGGAGCAGCGCAGCACCUGUCCACCCUGGUUUUUGGUGCAGCAGAGAUACCCAAAGACAAGGAGUUCCUCGAGGCUGUCAUCAGUGCCAUGCGGUCUCUGCUACAGAUGAUUGCCUCCAAAAAUAUCCCCCAGUGUAUGACCCCCCAGCAGCUGAUGAGUCUGAGCGAAGCGGCCACCCGCUGUGAUGUUGUCAGUGUGAGGGUCAACGCCGUCGCCAUUCUGGGCAUCACUGGCAGCACAUUAGCCAAAGAGAAAGGAACUGUUGAAACCCUUAAGAUGAUUGGAAAUGCCUUACUUCAAGUUGCCACAAGGGAUGCCGACCUGGUUGUAAACGGAGAAGCACUUGAUGCCUUGUUUGAUGUUUUUGCGGAUGGAGAUGAAGCGGAGGAAGCUGCUAAAAACAUUCAAUUACUACCUGCACUGAAGGCACUUCAACCUGUCUUUAAGGCCAAGAUUCGUAAAGAGGGAAGAGGCAAGUACAGCCCUCAGCAGCUGUGUGUCCUCGACAACAUCAAAGUCAACCUGAGAAGAUUCAUUGGUUAUCUGGAGAAGAUGGUGAAAAAAUGAGGACUUUCAGUACUUUACAUUGCAAUCAGUUAAACAUGUAUGGUUUGGUCGGAUACUGUAUGCUAGCAGGAGCAUAGCAUGAGACAGAAUAUGGUUGUGAAACCAUCAAGUAUUUAUUAUGUUGGUAGUAAACCAUUUGUUAAUGCUUGAUUUCAAUGUUUAUAUUCUCCAAAUAAUGAUUUACUAUUUCACUUUAGUGAUGUGAAAGUUUAUUUGUUGUGAAGAAAUAAGCGUGGAAUCUGAUAAUUAUUAGUUACAGCGUGUUGUGUAAAGAGUGUUUUCCCUACAUUCAACACAGAAGGUUUUUCAGACUUCAAUGUGAGUAUUUUCAUAUUCCCAGUAACAUUUGAAUAGAGCAGGUGUGGUGAGGUGAGGGUGACGGCAGGUUUCGACAUGGGUACCCUUAUUUUAGCCCCAUAUUUCAAUGGGCAAAAACAUGUGAUGUUUUGCUGCUGACGAGGGGUAAGAGGCAGAGCUGUUCAAAAAUUAACAGCUGUUGUAUGAAAAUGAGAUUUUGCUUUAUGGAAUCCUUUUUUUAAGCAAUCGGCUUGCUUAAGAGUAACGAGAUUACUAUUUAAUUUCAGUAACUGACUAAGAUCAAGAGGUUGGCAUGCUCACUGCCAAGGUUAUAAUAAGACUACAGUGUAUUAAAACAGGCAUUUUAGCCUUUAGAAAUGAGCACCUAUUCUCUACCUCUGCCUCUCCGUGCAUCCUCCACUUCCCACUACACUGAUGCAUGGAGUGGUAGCUGCUUUUCUGCCUGCAAGUCACCACACCAGCCAGCUUUCUACUGAGAGUAUUUCUCUGAGUAACAUUAUAAGAUAAUUGCCUAAAUGCAAGUUUAAAAAAAGAUUUUGCAUUGCUAGAACCAUAAUGAUCAGUCAGCAUCCAGAAUUGCUGUUAAAGCUGGCGGUCCUGUUCUACAACAGGCUUUGACAUUUGAAAAUUGUAAAUCUAUUUUGCACCUGAUUCGUGGAUUAUCUUAUCAACUCCUCAGCUUUCCUUGUUUGGGUUUCCGAUGACUUUUAAAGAGAAUAUCAAUAAAAUUGCAAAUUGAUAAAAACAAAACAAUUUAAAAGAUAUUUGAGGGAAAAUAUGUCAUCAGGCUACGGAUGAAUGCCUUUUUUGAAAUAAAUCCUGAUUUCUUAAAA